AUGGCAACGGCUCAAAGCUGGAAGAUUUGGAGGGAAAUCGGAGAUGCCGUGAUCAAGGCGUCGAAGAACCCUAACCGGAGAUGGUACGGACCUCACAUGGCUGCAUCGGUUCGAGCAAUAUCCGAACGUAUACCACUUGUCGAUUUCGUGCUCGAGAUCAGAGACGCUCGUAUACCUUUGUCUUCUGAGUACGAGUUGUUGAGAAAGUUUACGCCUUUUAAAUCGAAAAGAAUAAUUGUGUUGAACAAGAUGGAGCUUGCGGAUCCUUUGGAGUUGAAGCAGUGGAUGGAUUACUUUGAGGAUAGAAACUAUCUAUCGUACGCAGUAAAUUCGCAUAACAAAGAAUCUGUCAAGCAAUUUCUCAACUUCUUGCAGAGUCAAGUUAGAGAAUUGCACAAAUCUGGGCAUUCUGGUCAUACCACAACUAUGAUGCUUCUUGGGAUUCCUAACGUAGGAAAGUCAGCUCUUUCCAAUUCUCUUCAUCAAAUCGGGAGGAUUAGUGCCACAGAGAAAGGUAAGCUAAAGCAUACAAUAGUUAGUCCGCAGCCUGGAGAUACUAAAGACAUUAUGAGCUUGAAGAUCGGUAGCCAUCCCAACGUCUAUGUACUAGAUACGCCUGGCAUUUUUCCUCCUUAUCUACUUGACGCUGCCAUCUGCUCAAAAUUGGCAUUAACAGGAGCUAUCCCGAAUGAUAUAGUUGGGGAAACUGAACUAGCACGGUUCUUUCUGACAAUUCUAAACUCGAGUCAUGAAUACAAGAAAUGGGCAAAACUUUGCAAAUCUCAGGAUUCAACAGAAAGCGUAUCAGCCCAACGUAAGAGACAGUACCCAACAGAUCAUACACAGGAUUUUAUAGUUAACGAUGUUCGAAGGGUUCUGUACGAGACUAUUUCAGCAUUUAACGGAAACUUAGAAGACGAUAUCAGCAUGAGAAGCCUUAUAGAGACGCAAUUCGUUGCCUUAAAGACAGUUUUACGGGUUUCAGAAGAAGCAAGUGAGUGUGCUGAUCUCAGAGUUGCUUCUAAGAUAUUGAAUCUAUAUAGAACUGGUAGACUAGGGCAUUACACACUGGAACAUGUUUCUGCUGUAGCCAAAUCCGAACACAAUUGUUAA
Molecule: messenger RNA, 1113 nt
Organism: Arabis nemorensis
Lineage: Eukaryota; Viridiplantae; Streptophyta; Magnoliopsida; Brassicales; Brassicaceae
Source: the annotation of a GenBank genome assembly